ACGUCACAGUUUACAAUGUUCGACACGUGAGGAAUAGCAUGAAUGCAGAUGCCAGGCUUGUUACACGUUUCAUUUUCAUGGAGGACGGUUGAGUAUUAAAAUUCUUGUUUUGGUAAAUAUUUCUUACAAAUGGCAGAUUAAAGAAGAAUGGAGACUUGUUUAGAAGAUCAGGCGGCAAAAAGGAUAAAACUCGAAGUCAAUGACAGACCUUUGAAUUUUGCAAUCAACCCAGAUGAGUUUGAUUUGCAAUGUGUGAAGAAACCGAAAAUCCCAAGGGACCCGAUGUCCCACCGCAUUAUAGAGAAGAGACGGAGGGAUCGCAUGAACAACUGCUUGGCGGAACUCAGUCGUUUGAUCCCAGCUAAUUAUCUCAAGCAGGGCCAGGGGAGGAUUGAGAAGACAGAGAUUAUAGAGAUGGCCUCCAAACAUAUCAGACACCUACAGAAUCUCAACAAUUUCCACGGUGGUCAUUUGGAGAAUUUCCAGGUUGAUGGUGCGGGGCGGGCCUGCUGUGAGGACAAGUUCUACAUGGGCUUCAAGGAAUGUCAGGACGAAGUGAUGAGGUACUAUGUAGAGUUUGAGGGGCGUGACAUCAAGGACCCGGUGUGUAUAAACAUCGGGAAACACCUGGAACAGGCCAGUCAGAAGUUCCUCCCCAAACAUGUGAAGGAUCAUGCCAGAACCAUCAAAUCUGAUGAGAUUGUAAUUAACGACACAAAUAGCAAUCAGAGUUCCAGUAACUUGAUGCUCGAGCCCCAGGCCGCACCCCCUAGGUCUGCCCCUCCUGAGUCCCCAUCCAAUGGCAAUCAGGACCGUUUCUUGAGGACCCUCCUCUUACCUAAGGAAACCUCAGCGAGUUCUUUCAGUAGUUCUAGCCACUCUUACAGUGGGUCAAACAUCUCGGAGGAGUCUUAUCUGUAUCCCAUGUCCACGAGGAACCCCGAGGGGCACCAGGCUCAGGGUCGCGAGGAGACAGAGGGGUCAUACUCGGUCAGUAGUCACUCCACGGAGAAAUUAAAUCAUUCCACUGAUUCUGAUAGAGACAGUAGUCAUAAUGGAAGUUCUAAGGAAAGUCACGCAUACAAAUUAAAACACAACAUCAUGAAGCGCUUCUCGCAGGAUGAGAAACGGGAGCACCACCACCACCAGGGGACGCCGCCGAGCGAUACUUCCUCCAGCAGUUCGCGGGAGGACGAGAAAAUGAGGAGAAAGUAUCUGCGUCACAAGCCCCGCCCCCAAAGUAGUGAAACCAGUUCUGUUCACAGCAGCUCAUCGGGAAGUGACUGUCAGUCAAAUAACAUUCCAUUGCCAGCCUUUGUGUUAAACCCCGACGGAACUCAUUAUCUCCCCAUCUGCAUCCAUCCUUCAUUUCUCGAAAACAUUUUCCUGAAGAAGGAGUCGGGUAAAAAUUCUAUUUAUCACCCUAUAAGCAUCCCGGUCAAUUUCGAUGGGCCUUAUAUUGCCAUGCCUCAGUCACCACUGAGUCAGCCCUGUGGUUUGUCAGGCAGCAAUAUCCAUAAAGACCGGAUGUUGGGCAUUCCAGAAGUUGUCAACUAGAAGAAAAUUUCAUUUUUUUUCCACUGUUAUUUUUAUUAAAAAAAAAUUGUCUGUAGUAUUAUCUGUUGUUCUGAUGAGUUAUCUGUUUCGAAGAUUAUUCAUGGAUCAGUUGUUAACAUGGAUACCAUACAUGUUGCUGUAGUGCUAGUACUGUAAAAUUGUUAAUGUACAGAUGUUAAAAUUUUUAUUUUGUUGAAGAACUUUUUCUACAAAUGGGGAUUCAUCAUAUUGUUAUGUUGUAAGCUACAGUUCAUUUGUUAUCAUAUUUUAUCAUUUCUGUUCAUGUUUCUUCAGUAGCAGCUUUUUUCACUUUUAUGUUGAUUGAGCCAUUAUAAAAUGGAUACAUAAUAUAUUGGUAUCAUUUUAUGUGGACAGUUUUUAAGGUGCUCUUUUUUCUGUCUUAUAAACUCUUAACUUUCUGUUGUAACAAUUUUUAACUUUUGUGUAGUUUAAAUGAUUUGUAUUUAUUUUUCAAGUAAAUUAUGUUCAAGAUGGUUUGUUAAAGCAAUAUUCAGGGAAUAUUGGGAAAGAGAAGUCCUUUUUUAGUCAGUUAGGAAGCUUUUGUAUAUAUUCUGUAUAGUUUUGUUUGUGUUGAGUAUGGCAUUAGAAUCCAAACAUUAUCUGAAUGUAGUUUUGCAUCAUUUUUUUUUCUUCUGCAUUAUUGAAAUAAACUAAGUACAUGUACCUUUAUAAGGCAGCCAUUUUUUUCAAAAAAUAUGAUCAUUUUUCUCCAUCCCACAAAAUAUAUCAGAUAUGACCUCUGUAAAAUAUCUUUUAAUUAGGUAAUAAAAAUUAUACUAAUAUUUUGGCUUAGAUAUAUUGGAGAGGGAUCAGGGGUCGUGACCCUUUUUGUGUUGCUUAUAAGUGUCGAUAGGUCAUGACCCUUUAGAUGAGAAAAAACACUUACGAUUACAAUAGUCUCAACUUGCAUCAUUUUCAGGGAAGGGUCACAAUUCUUUCCUUUUAAUGCUUAAAUGUCUAUAUUAAACUGUCUUAUGUUAUGAAUCUUGUACAUCUAGCAGAGAAGCAACAGAACUUGAUAUAUAAAUGUGACAUCCUUUUUUCUUGAAUGGCACUUGUGUGAUUGAAUGAGCAUUGAAUGUUGGUUUUCCGUAUCAUAUAUAAUCUUUAUUUUAUUCAGUACUAGAUUACGGCUUUGAACAGUAAAUUUAAUAUUUACUGGAUAAAGAAAUUGUAAAAAGUUGGUGAUGAAAAUAGCUUCUUCAUGGUUUUAUAAUUAUUCUGUUAAAUGCACUAGGUACAGUGAUGUUUCACUUGUUUUUAUGUACAGUACUGUUCUGAAUUUUUUCCUACUCUAAGUGAAGCAUUUUUGCAAGAUAUUCUUGCAUAUUCAAGCUUAAUUAUGAAUGAUGUUAUCUUACUCACUGUUAAUUCAGUGAUAUUUGUUGAUGUUUUUUGAAUUAAAUGUUACAUAUUUUUA
This is a messenger RNA of Saccostrea cuccullata (small rock oyster), 2998 nucleotides long. RefSeq names its product protein hairy-like. Lineage: Eukaryota; Metazoa; Mollusca; Bivalvia; Ostreida; Ostreidae. Bases 148 to 1557 code for a protein of 469 amino acids. The transcript is spliced from 6 exons. Gene Ontology annotation, molecular function: RNA polymerase II cis-regulatory region sequence-specific DNA binding; protein dimerization activity; DNA-binding transcription factor activity, RNA polymerase II-specific. The record is from RefSeq and is a predicted model, not a curated record. Gene Ontology annotation, cellular component: nucleus. Gene Ontology annotation, biological process: regulation of transcription by RNA polymerase II; regulation of neurogenesis; anterior/posterior pattern specification.